Penicillium robsamsonii is the source of this 1137-nucleotide messenger RNA. Its product is annotated as fatty acid alpha-hydroxylase. The coding region runs from base 1 to 1137 and encodes 378 amino acids. The record is from RefSeq and is a predicted model, not a curated record. The transcript is spliced from 2 exons. Lineage: Eukaryota; Fungi; Ascomycota; Eurotiomycetes; Eurotiales; Aspergillaceae. Gene Ontology annotation, cellular component: membrane; endoplasmic reticulum. Gene Ontology annotation, biological process: fatty acid metabolic process; lipid biosynthetic process. Gene Ontology annotation, molecular function: heme binding; fatty acid 2-hydroxylase activity; iron ion binding.
AUGCCUGGGAGAGUAAUGCCGACGUUUACCUCAGCUGAAGUCCAAUCUCACAAUACCGCCAAGUCAUGCUACAUCACUUUGGGGGCUAACGUUUACGAUAUCACCGAUUUCAUCGACGCCCACCCCGGUGGCGGUGAUCUCAUCUUGGAGUAUGCCGGUCAGGAUGUGAAAGAGAUCCUGAAGGAUGAGAUCUCCCAUGAACACAGCGAUGCUGCCUAUGAAAUCUUGGACGAGUACCACAUUGGUUUUGUCUCCGAGGUUCCAACGUCUGCCAAAACUACGACAACGACAACCAUCGUCGAAACCGUGACUGAAACCGAGUCUGGCCCCAUUUACACAACAACCGGAAUGUCACGGGCGGAGGAUCUGUCGAUAGACACCGACUAUACUCAGGACUACAAGACCCACAAGUUCCUAGACUUGAACAAGCCGCUUCUGAUGCAGCUGUUCUUCAGCGGCUUCUCCAAGGAGUUCUACUUGGAGCAGAUUCAUCGGCCUCGUCACUACCGGGGAGGAGAAUCCGCUCCUCUGUUCGGCAACUUCCUCGAGCCUCUCAGCAAAACGGCGUGGUACGUCGUGCCAAUGAUUUGGUUGCCACUGGUUGGCUACGGAAUUACGGUCGGAGCUGCCGGGCUGGGGAGCUCCAUUGUGGCUGGCUCCUAUUUCCUUGGUGGCUUGUUCCUCUGGACUCUGAUUGAGUAUUUGAUGCACCGAUUCCUCUUCCACAUUGACCACUACCUUCCGGACAACCGUGUCGGUCUGACCCUGCACUUCCUGCUCCACGGUAUCCACCACUAUCUCCCGAUGGACAAGUAUCGUCUAGUUAUGCCACCGACACUGUUUGUGGUCCUAGCUGCUCCUUUCUGGAAGCUGGCACACGCUGUCUUCUAUUACAACUGGUACGCGGCAACGUCGGUAUUCUGUGGCGGCGUUUUCGGCUAUAUUUGCUAUGAUCUCACCCAUUACUUCCUGCACCACCGCAAUCUCCCUUCGUACUACAAGGAGCUCAAGAAGUACCACCUCGCGCACCAUUUCGCCGAUUUCGAGAAUGGCUUUGGCGUGACCAGUCGAUUCUGGGAUCGGGUCUUCGGCACUGAGUUGGUGUCCCCAGCCCCGAAGGGCACCAAGGCUCAGUGA